GACCUCUAGGAAGAACAGUUUAGAACUGAUAGAGCUAUCCAGUAUAAAUAAAGUUUAACUUUUCAAUUUUAAUUUAGUGGGAAAUUCUUCGUCGUUACGUGUGGCGGUCUACAAUGUGUUGUUGCUGUGGUCCAACCAAGGCCAAAACCAACCCGUUCCCAGACUCUGACCUGGAUCAGGUCGAGAAGAGAUUUCAUGAAUUCACCAGACGGACGUCUACUACACCGGAUUUUUAUCCCCCUGGGAAAGUGCUCCAUCUGGCUAAAGUAAAGUCGUUCAAGGGGUAGGUUUUAAUUACAAUGUUGAAAAGUUUUCUAGAUGGAAAUUUCACCCUAGUAUAUAUACGUCAACUUGUUGUUAGAGCUCGCCCCAUUGUCUCUCUGUAGUUGUGACAAUGCUGUUCCAACAACUUGUCAACAAGGUGUGUUUGCAAUAGGUUUGUAGCAAGCUUGUUAACAAGUUGUGACAAUGCUGUUCCAACAAUUUGUCAACAAGAUGUGUUUGCAAUAGAUUUGUAGCAAGCUUGUUAACAAGUUGUUACAAUGCUGUUCCAACAACUUGUCAACAAGAUGUGUUUGCAAUAGGUUUGUAGCAAGCUUGUAAACAAGUUGUAAUAAUGCUGUUCCAACAACUUGUCAACAAGAUAUGUUUGCAAUAAGUUUGUAGCAAGCUUGUUAACACGUUGUGACAAUGCUGUUCCAACAAUUUGUCAACAAGGUGUGUUUGCAAUAGGUUUGUAGCAAGCUUGUUAACAAGUUGUGACAAUGCUGUUCCAACAAUUUGUCAACAAGAUGUGUUUGCAAUAGAUUUGUAGCAAGCUUGUUAACAAGUUGUUACAAUGCUGUUCCAACAACUUGUCAACAAGAUGUGUUUGCAAUAGGUUUGUAGCAAGCUUGUAAACAAGUUGUAAUAAUGCUGUUCCAACAACUUGUCAACAAGAUAUGUUUGCAAUAAGUUUGUAGCAAGCUUGUUAACACGUUGUGACAAUGCUGUUCCAACAAUUUGUCAACAAGGUGUGUUUGCAAUAGGUUUGUAGCAAGCUUGUUAACAAGUUGUGACAAUGCUGUUCCAACAAUUUGUCAACAAGAUGUAUUUGCAAUAGAUUUGUAGCAAGCUUGUUAACAAGUUGUGACAAUGCUGUUCCAACAACUUGUCAACAAGAUGUGUUUACAAUAGAUUUGUAGCAAGCUUGUUAACAAGUUGUGAUAAUGCUGUUCCAACAACUUGUCAACAAGAUGUGUUUGCAAUAGGUUUGUAGCAAGCUUGUUAACAAGUUGUGACAAUGCUAUUCCAACAAUUUGUCAACAAGGUGUGUUUGCAAUAGGUUUGUAGCAAGCUUGUUAACAAGUUGGGACAAUGCUAUUCCAACAGACUUGUUAGAACAACCUUGUAACAUUCUUGCUGUAUCAUGACUGUAUCAGACUUGUUAGAACAACCUUGUAACAUUCUUGUUAUAUCUUGACUGUAUCAGACUUGUUAGAACAACCUUGUGACAUUCUUGCUAUAUCAUGACUUUAUCAGACUUGUUAGAGCAACCUUGUAACAUUCUUGUUAUAUCAUGACUGUAUCAGACUUGUUAGAACAACCUUGUAACAUUCUUGUUAUAUCAUGACUGUAUCAGACUUGUUAGAACAACCUUGUAACAUUCUUGUUAUAUCAUGAUUGUAUCAGACUUGUUAGAACAACCUUGUAACAUUCUUGUUAUAUCAUGACUAUAUCAGACUUGUUAGAACAACCUUGUAACAUUCUUGUUAUAUCAUGACUGUAUCAGACUUGUUAGAACAACCUUGUAACAAGCCUGAUAAUGCCAUCAAGCAUGUUACAAGUUGUGAACAGCUGUUCCGAACUUGUUACAACAACUGGGAACAAGCAGUGCGAACACAACUUGUCGACAGCUUGUGAACAGAUUUAGGUAGAUAGGUAAAACUUUAUUUAACUACGCUAACCCCUACAGCGAAAGCUGAUUUCCAGGGGGCGUAGAUAACAAGGUUAUCCCAAAAGGGGCGUUGUAACAACUUGUUUGCAGACCUGUAACAACUUGUGCGUUUUUAUGUGUGUAUAACAUUUAGAUUUUCCUCAAUUUUCCACAGGCGUUGCUGUAACAAGAAAAGUGUAUUCGAACCGUUCUGGUCCAGCAGCGUGGACUUCGAACAGAUUCUCAUCUCAAGUCUGAUGUGGGCCGAUCAUAUGCCCGACUUCGUUUUAAAAGUUCUCAAAGAUACUUUUGAAAGGCUUAAAUGUGACGAAGACAAAGGAAGCACUUCGUCACCGCCGUGUAGACAACCUCAUCACGGAUUGCAGAGGUGCUUGAGCGAUAACGGAUCGUGCUAUAUAACCGUCUUGGAUUCCCCAACAGGUGAGGACAAUAGCAUCCCGUGGUUUGUGUCUGAACAACCUACACACGCAAAAAUCUCACAUCUUGUAGCAAGUCUGCCAACAAGCCGUCAACAAGUUGUGUUCGCACUGCUUGUCCCAAGUUGUCAACAAGUUUUUGGAAUAAGCUGUUAGCAACUUGUAACAAGCUUGUUGAUAUUAUCAGACUUGUUGCGAGGUUGUUCCAAAAAGUCCGAUACAGUCAUGAUAUAACAAUAUUGUUACAACCUUGUGUCGUCAAACUUGUGACAUUCUUGUUAUAUCAUGACUGUAUCAGACUUGUUAGAACAACCUUGUAACAUUCUUGUUAUAUCAUGAUCGUAUCAGACUUGUUAGAACAACCUUGUAACAUUCUUGUUAUAUCAUGACUGUAUCAGACUUGUUGGAACAAACUUGUGACAUUCUUGUUAUAUCAUGACUGUAUCAGACUUGUUAGAACAUCCUUGUGACAUUCUUGUUAUAUCAUGGCUGUAUCAGACUUGUUAGAACAACCUUGUAACAUUCUCGUUAUAUCAUGACUGUAACAGACUUGUUAGAACAACCUUGUAACAUUCUUGUUAUAUCAUGACUGUAUCAGACUGGUUAGAACAACCUUGUAACAUUCUCAGUUAUACCAUGACUGUAUCAGACUUGUUAGAACAACCUUGUAACAUUCUUGUUAUAUCAUGACUGUAUAUCAGACUUGUUAGAACAACCUUGUAGCAUUCUUGUUAUAUCAUGACUGUAUCAGACUUCUUAGAACAACCUUGUAACAUUCUUGUUAUAUCAUGACUGUAACAGACUUGUUAGAACAACCUUGUAACAAGUCUGAUAAUGCCAUCAAGCUUGUUACAGGUUGUUAACAGCUUGUUCCAAACUUGUUACAACAACUGGGAACAAGCAGUACGAACACAACUUGUCGACAGCUUGUGAACAGAUUUGUAACAACUUGUUUGCAGACCUGUAACAACUUGUGCGUUUUUACGUAUGUGUUAUAUAUAUUCACUCAUGUAUAGAUAAUUCUAAUGACUAGAUACCUUUGUGCUGUAACCAUGGAUUAUAAAAUAAAUGGAUAGGACUCUAGCUGACGUCACAGUCUAAACCUAGUUGCAAUCUGUGACGUCACGCGCAUUGCCAAAGUUCUCGGCAUUUUUGUUGUUUCGCUAUACUUUCCGCUUUAAAAGAGUAAUAUUGAAGCAUAAACUGGUCUAACUGUUUUAAAAACAUGCCUAAGCCACGACAAAGUAUUCAAGGUAAAUGUUUUUCGUCUUUGUUUUGUAUUUUUUUACAUUUGUAGCUACGAAAUUGGCGUCACCAAUUCUAACGAAAUUUGGAAUGCAUUUUUCACUGUUUAGUGCUUGAAAUAUUUGCUAAAAUUGACUGGAAAUACUUAGAGAUUUCAUCGUAGAAUGGCGUAGUUAUAUUUGUUUGCUCUUUGGCUAAAAUGUUUAACUGUAUUAUUGCUAAACAUGCCGUUUUUGAGAAUUUGGUUUACAACUAGGUUUCAACAUCCAACCACGCCAUCAUCCCAUUGAAAACAUUAGGUCACGUCAGCUAGUUUCCUAUCCAUUUAUUUUAUUAUCCAUGCUGUAACUAGGCAUGUAAGUUAUUAUGUUAGUUGGGAAACGAAAACAAGAACAACAGUUGCAUGAGAGUUGACAAUUUUUCAUUCAUACCCCAGGUGCUAUAGUUGACCAGCCAGGCGAUGUGGACCUGACGUUCGUGUGAAUCUAUCGUGUUUGGCCAAAUUGAGGUUGUCGGUUGAAGACGAGAUACCCAUUCAGAUGGAGUGAAAGACCCGUAUAGAGUUCCCACAAUUGAAUCGAAGUGUAUGUAUACAAAUUUCUAUCGUAUAUAAGUAUUGUUUUACCUAUAACGUCCAAUUUAAUGGUACGCCAAUUAAAUGCGUCCGGUCCCCUUUUUCAAGCCAUUCGCAAAUUGGUUCUCUUGAUCAUAUUAAUUUUGGAUUGGUUAUACGCGCAGAGGUAAUCGCUUGAAAAACGCUUGCUUGUAUGUUCGGCAAAGUAGCGCACAAGAUAGAAUAAUUGCUCAUUUGCGCUAGGACAGAGCUGUGACAUCAUAUAUAAAUUGCGCGCUCCAAAAAUAUGACUCAGUAUUAGGAUCCAGGCUAUUUCGUUUGACCGAAAUUGUAUGCGCAAAAAUUAACUGUAAAUUUGAUUAAAGUAUCCUUACAAAUUUAACGUAAUUAAGCAAUUACAAUGUCAGCUUAAUUCAUUGAAAAUAAGCUUAGCUUUUAAUAACUGGUUAUAAAUAUUUUAGAUCAUAGUAUCUUAAAUGUAAUAUAUAUAUAGUAAAUUUGAAAUUGAGAGGGAUUCGUUAUAGCAUAUCACAAAGUUGUUAUUUUUUCAAAAGUUAUUUUACUUUAUAUAUUUAAUUAAAUGAUAUAUAAAACUACGGUAAAAAAUAUAAAAUUAAUUUUCCAUUGUAUAGCCAGAAUUGACUCGCUCGCUACUAACAAUACAAAAUAAUAAUUUGGUUUAGUUUUAAUUUAGAUUUAGAUUUAUUGAAUUUAGUUGUUGCGUUAAUAAAAAG
Messenger RNA from Paramuricea clavata, 4905 nucleotides. Lineage: Eukaryota; Metazoa; Cnidaria; Anthozoa; Malacalcyonacea; Plexauridae. The record is from the annotation of a GenBank genome assembly.